Dermacentor andersoni is the source of this 1518-nucleotide messenger RNA. The record is from RefSeq and is a predicted model, not a curated record. NCBI's taxonomy places the organism in Eukaryota, Metazoa, Arthropoda, Arachnida, Ixodida, Ixodidae.
GAAGACCCGUCUUCCGGCCGUGUUCGCGAUGCUCUACGCUUGACUCGAUCUCCGAACCUACCGAGGGUUUGUUAUACGGUCAUCCGCUGGUGUAGGUGCGUUUAGUACACUGCCGUAAGCUCACAGUUGUGCUUGUGAAGAAGUUGGGUGAUACCGAAGUAUCGGCCACACGAGUACAAGAUGUGGAUGGGAAGAGCACGCAAAGGCGUCCGCGCACAUAUGGCAGAGCCUGUGGCCGCCAACCCCCUAGGAGACUCGCUGCUCCAGUUCUCCUUGGACCUGUACAAACAGCUUGUCUCAAAGAGUGGUUCCGGCGGAAACGUCUUUUACUCUCCCUUCAGCAUCUGCGCCGCACUCUCCAUGGCACUGGCUGGAGCACGCAGUGCCACUGCAAAGCAGCUCGCCGAUGCCCUGCACGUCGACAGCGACGACGUUCACAAGCAUUUUGCCAGCUUCCUCUCCGCGCUUACUGGCUUUGCCCCGGACGUGAAGCUGCACGUGGCCAACCGGAUGUACUCGGAGCAGACGUUUCCGGUACUGGACAGCUACCUCGCCCUCCUUCGAGACUCCUACAGCGCCACCAUCGAAUCGGUGGACUUUAAAACAAACUACGAGAAAGUUAGGCAGCAGGUUAACGCCUGGGUCGACCAAGCCACGGAAUCGAAAAUCAGAGACCUUCUUCCGCCUGGAAGCGUGGACGGCUUGACCACUCUGAUCCUAGUCAAUGCCAUCUACUUCAAGGGUCUUUGGAACUCGCAGUUUGAUCCCAAGUCCACGCACCGUUCCAAUUUUCACUUAGACAAAAAGAACAAGAAGGAAGUGGACAUGAUGUACCAGAAGAACGAUUACAAAAUGGGCCACAGUGAAGAACUCGGGUUGACUGCUUUGGAGAUACCGUACCGGGGCGGAAAGACUUCCAUGCUUAUCCUUCUGCCGGACGAUGUCGAAGGACUGUCUCAAAUUGAGGACCGCCUGACCAGUCAGAAACUUUCUGACUUGUUGAAGCAUCUUUCGUUUCGCUCUGACGUCAAACUCUACCUCCCGAAGUUCAAGCUAGAGCAGACGAUCAACCUUAAGGAAACGCUGACUGCUAUGGGAAUUGAAGACUUCUUCACGCCGUCUGCUGACCUCACCGGGAUCAGCACGAGUGGGAAGCUUUUGGCCUCAGAAGUGUUUCACAAAGCUUUCGUGGAGGUCAACGAGGAAGGCACGGAAGCUGCUGCGGCCACUGCUAUUGUGAUGAUGACCUACUGCGCAAGACUCGACGACAUUCGAUUUGUGGUCGAUCGUCCGUUCAUGUUCCUAAUACGCAGCCAUGAUCCAGAUGUAGUGCUCUUCGUGGGGUCUGUCCGCCAACUCUAAGCAGCGAAAUGCGCGGGUACAUGACUGCAGCGAAGCACGUAAUAGGGGUCCAAUCACUUAUACCUUCCUAGCAUAUUCCACUAAAUUGUUCUUACUUGUUUACGCUACAAUAUCCUGAAGUGUCUAGUCGUAAUAAAGGAGGUGUCCUGCUUUUGA